AUGGCGGAUGGAAGAGUUACAAAAAGAUCGUCAAAUGCUUGUGUGCGAUGUCGGAGGCAAAAGAUCAAGUGCUCCGGGUCCCAACCAUGCGACGGGUGCAGCAAGCGAAAGGUUUCUUGCGUUUUCAACGACCGUGAUCAGAAGAUUCUGGUGACAAGAGGGUAUAUCCUGGAGCUGCAGCAGAAGGUCGCGCGUGCGGAGCAAAUCGCAAAAGGUCAAGCAAGCCCUUUCAGCUCGGAUUUCGAUACCCAAGUGAUUGAUUCAAACGACCGCGAAGAUGUACCCACUUUGGACAGGAUCAACACUCCUGGGGAUCAUGAUGAAUCUCUUGACCUGGAGGAUCAAGACUCCGGUCUAGACUCCGGUCUAGACAAUCCUUUAUCAACCGGUCCCCCUGCUUUUAUGUCUAUGGCAAAUGGCCGAACAUUCUAUCUUGGAACAUCAUCCAACUGGUCGUUCACUCGGCGAGUCCUCAGCCUGGCACACCAACACCUUUACCAUGAGGCGUUGCCAACGGAUACACUAUUAUUCGACGAAACAACAUAUGAGCUCGGAUGGGAUGGUUUACGCACAAGCCCAGGCCCGGAUGAUCCCGUCGUCCCGACGCGCGACCACACUAUGUAUCUGAUCAAUGCCGUUCAAUUUCGUUGCGGACAGUUAUAUCACCUCUUUGAAGAAGACGUUUUCAUGGGUUCUUUGCAAAAGUUCUACUCGGGGGAUGGACAUUCCAUGACAAAUAGCUUGUGGUAUAUUCAUUUCCUCCUCAUCCUGGCCUUCGGGAAAGGGUUCGUUCAACCCAAGGCUCAAGGGAAGAGACCGCCAGGGGUGGGUUACUUCAUCAAGGCUCUGCAGCUGUUGCCUGACCCGAGCGCUCUCUAUCGGGACCCAAUGCAAGGAACAGAAAUUCUGUGUUGCAUUGCCUUAUAUUACCAAUGUGUCGAUUUUCGAACAUCGGCACAUAACUACAUUGGCCAAGCCAUACGGAUAGCCAUGUCAUAUGGAAUGCACACUAGCAUGCCAGUCGAAGUUCUAGGAUAUGACAUGGUCCAGAGAUCUAGCAAAAUAUGGUGGACCAUAUACAUGCUGGACAAAGAAAUGACAUCUCUGAUGGGUCUGCCCCAAUCCGUGAAUGACCGAUAUGUGCAAACGCAACUUCCGGCCUUUGAAGACCCAUCAGAGACGAUAUCCUUGGGCAUGCACAUCAAACUGUCACAGAUCGUUGCCGAGGUGAACAGCACAGCGAUCUAUGUCGUCGACGGGCGCAUCAACCGGACUUUCCUGCUCAGCACCAAGAGAGCACUGGCGAAUAUUGCAGGGCUUGCUGAUGAGCUCCGCGAGUCAUUUCCCCUCCACUUGGACCCAGCUAGCGGUGUUUCUCGGACAUCAGCAUACUUACAUCUUCAACAUCACCAGUGUAUCAUCUUAGCCACCCGACCUCUCUUAUUCUGCUUCCUCAAAAUUCGAUUCGAAUCCCCAGAAAGCUGCCUGGAAUCCAUCAAGGCAUCUCGCAACGUCAGAAUCCUGAUGCAGAUGUGUCUGGAGUCAGCCCAACAUAGCAUAUACAUCCUCUCCAGUCUACAGAGCCAGGGUCUGUUAGAGACAUUUCUCCCCUUUGACCUAGAGUCGGUAUUUGUAUCCACCGUCAUUCUCCUCAUGGGUCCAGCAAUCGACCCGCGCGAACUAGAAAGCAACCCCAACUGCCUGGAGAAAGCGUAUGCCAUUUUCGACGAGAUGAUCAGAGACGGAAACCAAGUCGCUAGCUUCCGAAGGUCGGAGCUUCAGCAGCUAGAUGAGACUUUAUUGGGAUGUAUCUCUGGUGAUUACCCACGACAGUUAGCAGUGCCUGCUCUCUUCCAGCAAGCGGAUAUGCUACCUAACUCAGCUUCUCCAUCUGCCACGCCGAAUGCAGGGGCUAUAACUCAGUCCCUCCAAUAUGAUGAUGCUGUUCUUCGGCCCCAUUCAGAGUUGGAGUUGGAUUGUGAUUUUACUACGAUGCUAACAUCGGCUGAGAUCAUGGCUGUUGCGGACUCUAUUGAGAGUUAUGAUACUGAAUGGGUGUCUAACGCCAUGGUCGAACACAGUAUUUGGUAG
Penicillium bovifimosum is the source of this 2091-nucleotide messenger RNA. RefSeq lists its product as uncharacterized. Gene Ontology annotation, biological process: positive regulation of transcription by RNA polymerase II; DNA-templated transcription. Gene Ontology annotation, cellular component: nucleus. Lineage: Eukaryota; Fungi; Ascomycota; Eurotiomycetes; Eurotiales; Aspergillaceae. Gene Ontology annotation, molecular function: DNA-binding transcription factor activity, RNA polymerase II-specific; zinc ion binding; sequence-specific DNA binding. The transcript is spliced from 9 exons. Bases 1 to 2091 code for a protein of 696 amino acids. The record is from RefSeq and is a predicted model, not a curated record.